GCGAGUCUCUCCGGGAGUUGUAGUUCUUGCGGGCUCUGCUGGGGACGCCGGGAAGGGCCAGUUACUGCGGGGGCCAGGAGCGGCAGUUGGGCUUAGUCAAGGCUGCUGAAACUAUGUCCCGCGUGUCGGUGCCCUGCCAUGUGAAAGGCACCGUGGCCCUGCAGGUGGGCGACGUGCGAACCUCCCAAGGCCGGCCUGGUGUGCUGGUCAUCGAUGUCACCUUCCCCAGCGUCGCGCCCUUCGAGUUACAGGAGAUCAUGUUUAAGAAUUACUACACAGCCUUUCUGAGCAUCCGUGUUCGCCAGCACACCUCAACGCUCACCCCACCCAAAUGGGUGACCUGCCUGCGGGACUACUGCCUCAUGCCAGACCCACACAGUGAGGAGGGAGCCCAGGAGUAUAUAUCAUUGUUUAAGCACCAGGCCUGGGGAGGCAGCAUCUUGGCUCAUUGCUGGUUGGGAGGCUCUUGGGCAGUGAGCUUGGGCCUUGCUGGGUCCUUGUGUGUGUGUGUGUGUGUGUGUGUGUAUCUAUGUCAGAUGCUGUGUGACAUGGCCAGAGUACUGGAGCUGCGCCUGAUUCUUCGACAGCCAUCACCACUGUGGGUGUCUUUCACAGUGGAGGAAUUGCAGAUUUACCAGCAGGGACCAAAGAGCCCCUCCAUGACCUUCCCCAAGUGGCUCUCCCACCCAGUGCCUUGUGAGCAGCCUGCUCCCCUCAUUGAGGGUCUCCCAGACCCCAGCAGGGUAUCCUCCGAGGUGCAGCAGAUGUGGGCGUUGACAGAGAUGAUCCGGGCCAGUCACACCUCCACAAGGAUCGGCCGCUUUGAUGUGGAUGGCUGUUACGACCUGAACUUGCUCUCCUACACUUGAACCGUGGCUGUUGGCCAAGACGUUGGCCUUCCGUGCCCACCCAGACCCGGUUUGGGCCACCAGAGGCUGAAGUGAUUUCUCUGUGCAUUCCGAGUGUUGCCUGCAUGUCCACUGGGUCUGGGCCAUGUUCACAGAUUCAAGAUUCCUGGGGGCUCACUGUGUUGCUUCAGCAUGAGCUCUUGGCAGGGGUGUACCCUGUCCUUAUCCGACUGCAACCCGAAACUCCUUUUACUACUCUAAAAACACUUCAGUUCUACUUACUAACAUUCUCCUUGUGUCCUCUGCUCCUCCGGCCAACAUGCACACUCCAGUCUCCUGCCUGCUGCUUCACCCUGAGUGCACUAGGUUGGGGUGAUCUACUAAGCGUGCUGUCACUAUUGCUGGAAGGCUGCUACAGCCUUUACACUCACUUACUUUGGAAAGGAGGGAAAAAACAGGAGCCCAUUUCUUCUUUCUGCGCCCUCUAGUGGUCUUCUUUCCCUUUGUGUUAUGCCCCUAAGAAGAAAUUUCUGGUCUUCACUCCUGCCCACCUUGGGAGCAAAGCUGGAGAUUUGGGCAGCCUGAACCCCUUGGUCUCUGAGCUGGCUCCUCGAUGUGUGUCCAAAUGGGUCUGCCUAUCCAAGCUGGGCAGAUGCCUCCGGCAAGGCUGAAGUCUUAGAAUGAGUUCUGUGACCUUUGUGCCCAAAGCACAUCCUUGUCCAUUCUCCCAGCUACCCCCUUCCAGGAAUCAUUCUCUAUGAUAAAAGAGAGGUGUGGGUCCGGGUGAGCACUGUCCCUGGUGUCUUUUAAGAGGCUGAGUUCUGCUACAACCCCAUGCCUGCUGCUGAAUAAGGCAGGCUGCCCUUACGAGAAAAACUUCCUUUUCCAUUUUUUCCUGUCUUUGCCCCCAGGGGCUAUGAUGCAGCAGUACUGUUACUUGUGCUAGACCUGGAAAGUUGGACAUUUGUGUGGCUCAACAGCUUUCUGGAGGAAGAUCAAACCCCUUCUGGUGGCCACUCUCUGCUCUUAACCAGAAUUCUUGCAGGUGUUGCCUGCAGGGUGAUAUACUUAGCCCUGUUCAGCUUUUGCUAAGAGGGUAAUGACCACAAUCCUGUGCUCAGGGAGUAGCAGCCCUCAGAGAGAGUGCAUGUGUGAGAUUGAGAGAGAGAGAGAGUGUGUGUGUGUGUGUGUGUGUGUGUCUCUAAGAGAGAGUGGGUGGGGAGGUCCCUAGGGAUAUAGUGUGUAAGAGUGUGGGGAGGUCCCUGGGGUUGGUGGCAGGGACUGCACUUCAUUGAUACCCAGCACAGGCCCUAAUGUGCAGCAAGAUCAAUAAAUACUUGUGGAAUGCGUGA
This is a messenger RNA of Lutra lutra (Eurasian river otter), 2200 nucleotides long. RefSeq names its product nicolin 1, tubulin polyglutamylase complex subunit (gene NICN1). Lineage: Eukaryota; Metazoa; Chordata; Mammalia; Carnivora; Mustelidae. The record is from RefSeq and is a predicted model, not a curated record. The transcript has 6 exons. Gene Ontology annotation, cellular component: nucleoplasm. Bases 114 to 869 code for a protein of 251 amino acids.